GGGCUGUUUUAUACUGUGAGAAAGCGCCAUUCACGAACGCCAGAAUGAACGCGCUCAUAAUAACGUUUAUCAAGCGGAAAUGCAGCACGUUCAGUUCACGUUCGCCCAAAAUAUGAACGAGUUCAUGAACGAUCCUUCCCUAAGCUUGUAGAUGUUCAAUACUGCUCAUAUCAUUGAUUAAAAUCAAAGAGGAACGACUUGACUGUGUGGUCUUUAUGAAGGUCCCGCCCCCUGAUUGUAAUUGCCUGCAGCUGAUCAAAGACACACAGCAGCUGAGCUUAGCGCACAGGUUACAAAUGUAUCAUGCUGAAAGCGGACUGUGGUUUCUGUGCUGGUGAAAGAUGGCAGUGAUGGCAGUUUGGACAACAAUGCUAAUGACAUUUGGAGCCUCUAUGGGGACUACAAAGAUCUCUGCAGAAGCUGGUUUAAAAAUUCCACUGGAUUUGGCUCCAAAUGCUGUAGAUGACAUGUACACUGGCUGCAAAGGACAGAUGGAGGACAGCGUGAAGAAGGAGUACCUGGCCAAUGAGAAAAACAAAGACAAAAAUUUCACAUUGGCCUGGAGUGAGGCAGAAAAAUACUACAACAAAAAAUGGAAGCAUAAAAAAGGAAAGCGACCCUCCACCUCUUUGGGAAAAGAACAGAUUAUGGCAAUUUAUGUUUAUACCCUCGACAAACCAAAAAUCUAUCUUGACUUCAAUAAUGCAGUUCGAACCCAGAAACCUGAGUAUAGGACCACAUUCAGAUAUCACACACUUCACUUCUACCUGACUGACGCCCUCCAAACUCUCAACGCUCGCAAACCUGAAGCAGAAAGAUGCCUCACUGGUUACCGUAGAGUCAACAGCUACUUUAGCCAAGCUGUUCUCAACAAGAUGAUUCGCUUUGGCUCUUUCACCUCCAGCUCGAUGGGUUCAUACCCCAGUGCUGAAAGGUUUGGAGACAAGUCCUGCUUUGAGAUUUUCACCUGCUCUGGAGCAGACAUCUCACUGUACUCUAAGCUUGGGGAGUCGGAGAGAGAAGCCCUGAUUCCUCCUUAUGAGGUCUUUAAAGUUACAAAGAUUAAGAGGAAAUCUGAUGACAAGAGUCUUCCAUGUGAGGUGGUCUACAAAGUGAAAAGCACUGGAAAGACUCUGUCCAGUGUGAAUUGUGCUCUUUUUCAGAAGUAAACAGUCUCAUACAUUUGAUAUAUAACAUUUGUUAAACAUUAAAAUAAUUUAAAAAUAUAUGUACUGAGCUGCACCAAAUUGAAAUCACUUUCAAAAUGCAUUUAGAUGUGGAUUUGAGAAAUUCAAUAAAAGCAUGAUUUUGA
Messenger RNA from Scatophagus argus, 1312 nucleotides. RefSeq names its product ecto-ADP-ribosyltransferase 4-like. The coding region runs from base 342 to 1169 and encodes 275 amino acids. Gene Ontology annotation, molecular function: NAD+ poly-ADP-ribosyltransferase activity; NAD+-protein-arginine ADP-ribosyltransferase activity. The record is from RefSeq and is a predicted model, not a curated record. Lineage: Eukaryota; Metazoa; Chordata; Actinopteri; Scatophagidae. The transcript has 3 exons.